Molecule: messenger RNA, 1749 nt
Organism: Penicillium diatomitis
Lineage: Eukaryota; Fungi; Ascomycota; Eurotiomycetes; Eurotiales; Aspergillaceae
Exons: 5
Coding region: 1-1749 (582 amino acids)
Molecular function (GO): protein binding
Source: RefSeq, a predicted model, not a curated record
AUGGCCGAGGCAGCUGAAUGCAGCGAACGGACGAUAAAAAAUAUCCGCAAAAAUUUACGACUGUUCGGAAGCGUCCACGCCCCCCCCAACCGUAUCGGUCGGAGACGAAGCAUAACGCCACCGAUGUUGGAAGCGCUCUGCGAUCACCUGUUCGAAAAGCCUGGUCUCUAUCUUGACGAAAUGGCGGUCUUUCUCUGGGACGAAUUUCGUAUGCUAGUGACGAGCUCAAGUAUCAGGAGGGCCCUUGCGUUUAAGGGUUGGUCAAAAAAGACCACGCAAAGGAGGGCCAAGGAACAGAACGCAGAAUUACGAGAGAUUUAUCUUCAUAACCUCUCGGAAUUUGAGUCAUACCACCUAAUCUACGUUGAUGAGUCUGGAUGUGAUAAACGGAUCGGCUUCAGACGAACAGGCUGGUCACCUCUUGGUGUAGCCCCCGUACAGGUGUCACAGUUCCAUCGUGAUGACCGAGGCGCAUUUGGGGGCUGGCAGCAAGGCGCAGCGCACGAUUUCAUUCUCAUCCGUCGGCGCAAAUUCACAACCUCGAAUGUUUUUACAAGCUCUGCGAAGCAACAAAUCUCGCUCUCAUCUCCACCUCUCGAUAUCAACCUUUCACUCAUCGACAUCAUGGCUGAGCUGGUAGGAGUCGUGUCUAGCGCCAUUACAUUUGCGACCCUUGCAAUCCAAGUCGGCAAGUCUGUUCAGACACUUAAAGGCUACUGGGAUUCGAUGCGCGAUGCACCAGAUGAUGUCAGAUCGCUACUGAGAGAAGUCGAGAUCCUCGGCUUCAUAAUGGCUGACGUUGACGCCGACUUAUCACGAAGAUCUGUGUCGUUAGCACUGAUAGACAGCCAGCAUGUUUCACAAAGUUUGCGCUUCUGCAAAGUCGCUGCGGAAGACUUGGAGGCACUUUGCAAGGACUUAUUGCAUCACGUCGGCUCGUCAAGCUGUUUGCGCAGGUCCUACCGGGCCGCAAAGUUGGUGAUACGCGAAAGGAAGAUUGAGAAGCACGUCUCAAAGCUCCAUAACGUGGUUCGGCUACUUAUGUUAUCCCAGCAGUGUUAUACCAGAGCGCUCAUACAGGCUCAACCGAAUUUCAUCGCGGAGGAAAUAAGAAAUCUGGGGAUAGUUUCCUCACACGCAGAUGUUGCAGAACCUGUUUCAGCACCUCAUUGCAAGAACCUGGCUUCAACCGGGACGUUGGUGCGGAGUUCAAAAUUGGAAAAUGGACGGGUUAACCAUCGCAAAAGUCGUCUUUGGCUUCUCCGCGCCCCCUACUGGAUGACAUCUCGAGUAUUGGAAAUAACUAGCAUGAAAACUCCCUUCGGAUGGGACUGGAGUCUUCGAACAUACAAUGAGGUUCGCUGGAGUAGUGAACUUGAUUAUUAUUUCAGGCAAGGAACUUUAAAAGAUCUCCAGGACCUCUUUGCCUCAGGACAGCUCUCCCCACUCUUCCGAGAGCAGGGUAGCGGGCGGAGUUUACUCCAUUAUGCGAUCUGCGUUGAUAGAAAUGAACAAGUGGUUGAGUUCCUCCUGGGCCAGGGAGUGGACCCAUCUGUCGAAGGUGGAUUCUCCAAGUUGAAGACACCUCUGCGCCUCCUCUUAGAGAAUGGGAGACAUGCGGCAUCUGAUAAAGACUACCCGCUUUUACCAUUCCUACGCCCCCCUACUUCGACAUUCACACGACUUCAUAUAUGGAAAUGCCCAGGACGCAGCCGAAGGAAUAUUAUCCGAGUUCCAUGGCACCUCUGA